This is a messenger RNA of Porites evermanni, 3842 nucleotides long. NCBI's taxonomy places the organism in Eukaryota, Metazoa, Cnidaria, Anthozoa, Scleractinia, Poritidae. The record is from the annotation of a GenBank genome assembly.
AUGGCGGCUCAAAUCAGCAAGAAAAAGAAGGUUAGAAAACCGACGAAAUCUCUCUCAGGACGUCAUCUUAACAAGAAUUUGUUAAAUGCCAUUAAAAUAUACUUACCUACCUGUCAAUUCAUUUCAUUGUAUGGAGGCGAUGGCCAAGUUAUGGUCAAGAUUUAAAUUGAUUUACUUUCUUAUUUUUCUUAUCUGGAUAAUGAUAGACUUUCAAUUUUAGAAAUCAGAGCUUGUAACUGAGUCCCUGGCCUAUUCUCCCACCGUUAUACUGAAGUUAAUGCGUCACUAGUUUGAUUCUCUCUUGUGUACUCAGUGGCUCUCUCUUGAAAGCAUUUGUUUGUGCGAUGGAUUUGGCUUCAUGUAGAAUAAUUCUCCACAGUAAAAUACAACUUUUUUCAAUAAUCCUGUUAGUCUAAAACAUCGAUAGAAGGACUGGAAAAUGCUUUUAUUUAUUGUCCAAAUCAACUUUAUUAUUCUUCGUUUUCGUAUAGUUUGUUGCUGAUGGCGUAUUCAAAGCCGAACUGAACGAGUUUUUAACUCGUGAAUUAGCAGAAGAUGGUUACAGUGGAGUGGAAGUUCGUGUUACUCCCAUCCGAACUGAGAUCAUCAUAUUGGCGACCAGGACCCAGAAUGUUCUUGGAGAGAAAGGUCGACGAAUCCGUGAACUGACAUCAGUGGUACAGAAGAGAUUUGGAUUUCCUGAGGGAACUGUGGAGGUUUGUCCUUAAAUUCAACUCUAUUUAUAACAAUGUUUCCCCCCCCCCCCAUAUUCAAGGAUGGGAAAAUAGACCUUGUCACAGUUUUCGACACCAUCUUGACGAGUAGGCAAACGUGUGAGGAAUUACAGUGUUUGUAUGAGAAUCUAACGUCGAAUAAUUUCCGUAAAACGGCUGUUCUGAAAAAAAUAUCAAUCGUAAACUAAAGCUACAAAGCAAAGGAUUGUCUUUAAAAAAUUUGGGGGCAUACCUGUGCUUAAAUUUCUCCAGUGUCUUGCUUUAGAUUUUCCAUAUAUUUGUCUGUAAUUUUCCCGGGUCUUUCUUACAGACAAAUGUAUAGAAAAUUUUGAAAAGUGGUUCUAGGUCUUUUUGUGCAUGUAACGCGCUCAAAUUUUUUCAGGAGAAUCCUUAGGAGUGAAGCUUUAGUUUACAAAUCAUAUUUUUUUUAGAACAGCUGUUCUAUGGAAAUUAUUCGACAUUAGAUUCUCAUACAAUCACUGUAAUUUCUCACGCGUUUGCCUUCUCUUCAAGAUGGCGUCGAAAAACCGUGACAAGGUCUGUGGCACGGUUUGGCUUUUGUGUGGCUUCUUCCUUGAUUUUGGAAUAUGAAUAUAGUUUUUUUUCGUACAGACAUUUCUUUGGAUUACUUAAGAAAGAAAAUCAAAAUUUUUGAAAAGAAGUCUACUUUCAAGGAUAUGACAUUGCUGUUGUGAAAUCACUCUGACAAAUUUAACAAAAGCAAGGACUGUAUUUGCUGUAGUUGCUAAGGCCUACAGAGCAUUAAUUUGAUUGUUAUGGGGAUGGAAUCUGAAAUUCCUUGGCCGGGUUGUUCAAAGCAGGGUUAAGAUAACCCAGGCUUAGUGCGGAAUUUGAAUGUAGAUAUGAAAGCGUAAGAAGUAAAAUCAGUUUUAUUCUUUUCGUCUACAAUUUGAUGUUUGAAAAUUAUCCUGGAAAAUGCUUUUGAAUAAAAGAAAAAGAAAGCUGGGUUAAAAUUUGACCCUGGGUUAGCACUAAUGGGCCUUCAAACAACUAGGCCUAGGGCAACUUGGGUGCAUGACUUACUGUUGUCUGCAGAGAUAAAUCCUGCUUUGCAAUCUUUAAAGGUGAAAUAUUAUUAUACAGACCCAUGGAUUCCUGAUGUUUAAUGAUCAUGAGCAAGUAAUAUAUGCUAAUUAUUAUUUUCAAACCCUGUUAAAUAUUACACCAAUGUCUUUUCCAGUUGUAUGCAGAGAAAGUUGCCACAAGAGGUCUGUGUGCCAUUGCACAGUGUGAGUCUCUUAGGUACAAGCUGAUUGGUGGACUUGCAGUAAGGAGGUAGGUGAUUAGAAGAAGUCCACAAUUUUUUUCUGCCAAGUAGAGAUGUGAAUGAAGAUUUGAAACUGGGGAUUUUCUCACACUAUUUGUGUUUGGCCUUAGUUAAUUUAAUAGAAAGACAAACUCCAGAAAACAUUAGAAACUGCUUUUAGUUUUGUCCGACUGCAUUUUAUGAUUAUGUGUCUCUCUGCGUGGAUACUUCUGCUUGCAUUGUAUGUUAGGAGACCCCUUAAAACCAUGACGGCAAUGGCGAUGAGAAUGUCUAAAACACAAAAAAUUUUCUGCGCAAAAUAACAACUAUGCAUGUGUGUUAUGCUAUCCCAACACAACUACGACAUGAAAUGACCAAAUUUGGGGUUGACAUGAGAACAGGAACAGCAUGCCAAUAAAUUUUACUUUCUCUCUAAACUCUGAUGUGGCCCUCUACCUUUAGUUCUAACUUACCUGAAAAAGUUUCAAAGGAUGCAAAGUCUAUUUUUCAGUGAUUUUUUCAUUGGCAUUGCCGUUGUUGGAUCAUAAGGUCCCUAUUAAUGUGAGAAUAUUGACCAACGUUGUUUUUAGCCUUUUAACUCCUUUUAAAAGUUAGAGUGAGACGACUGGUCACCCUAACCUUGAAAUCUAUGGAUAAAAAUCAUAUGUUACCAUUCAAAUGAAACCUCUAUGGUAGAUUUUUGCAUAGUUCUAUUUAUUUCAUAGGUUUAAACAAAAUAUAGAAGUUUGAAUGUGCUAGUGAAUUUUUCAUUGACUAUUGUUAGGAUUAAAAGGGUUAAUGUGUUUCUCCAAACUUGCCUAAUGGAUUGUAUUAGUCAAGAGCAAGAAAAAUAAGUUUCAACACUUUACGCCUGUGUUCCAACAUUUGUUCCUGGUAAAAAAUAAUAUUAAAAUAACAAGGUUGAAAUGAUGUGUUGCUUUGUUAGGGCUUGUUAUGGUGUUCUUCGAUUCAUCAUGGAAAGUGGUGCCAAGGGUUGUGAAGUUGUUGUAUCUGGAAAACUGCGUGGUCAGCGUGCAAAGUCCAUGAAGUUUGUUGAUGGUUUGAUGAUCCACAGUGGUGAACCCACCAAUCACUAUGUAGACACAGCCAUCAGGCAUGUCUACCUCAGGCAGGGUAUGCAUUAUGAACAAACCAAUAUGUGUUGUGCUUCAGUUUUGUCCUUGGUGCAAUUAUUUUUUGACUCUCCUUUUACCAAAUGGAAACUCCUAGGAAAAUAAAAGGGCUGGUAAUUUAACAUAAUUAUGUAGUGUAGAUGUAUUUAACAAAACCAUUUUCAAUAUUUGUUCAACCUUCCUAUCCAAACAUAAAUGGCUGUUAACGGCAUCAAGAAGGCUUGCAGUCCAGACUAGAGACUCAGCCAUUCAUGCGCUUGAAAUAAACACCCUAAAAAUGGACUGGCAGGCCCAACAAGUCUUUAAACUGUGGUUUGAGUUAGGUUCUUUGCAAAUGGCAAGCCCAAAAAGUUUGCAUCAAGGACAAUUUAAUAUUAUGCAGUGAUAGUUCUAGAAAUUCCAGGAAGGUUUUACUGUGUGCAAAGGGCCACAUAUAAUGAUAAUAUUUAAAAGCUUGAUGUGAAACAGAGUGUUUUAUACUGCUAAAUACAUUAAGUGAGAUGCUAAGAAGUUUUCAUUUUGUCAGGUGUGCUUGGUAUCAAAGUAAAGAUCAUGCUUCCAUGGGAUCCUACUGGCAAAACAGGACCCAAGAAGCCACUUCCAGAUCAUGUCAGUAUUGUGGAACCCAAGGAGGAGGUCAUCCCGACUACUCCUGUAUCUGAACACAAAGGAGGCAAACCUGAACAGCCUGCGGGACCCAUCAUGUGA